Messenger RNA from Momordica charantia (bitter melon), 1615 nucleotides. Its product is annotated as scramblase-like protein. Gene Ontology annotation, biological process: plasma membrane phospholipid scrambling. Lineage: Eukaryota; Viridiplantae; Streptophyta; Magnoliopsida; Cucurbitales; Cucurbitaceae. Gene Ontology annotation, molecular function: phospholipid scramblase activity. Gene Ontology annotation, cellular component: plasma membrane. The record is from RefSeq and is a predicted model, not a curated record.
UCCCGUGACUUGGUUUUCCCUUUCUCUGCCGUUUUCCCUCUCUAGUCUCCCCGUCGCCGAUAUUGUCCAAAUAAAGCUCGGCUCUGUUCAUCCUCUGAAAAAACUACAAUCUCUCGAGCAUUCUUAUGCGUACACAUAAUUUUGAUCUCUCGAGCUUGAUUCUGCUGUGUGGAUGUGAUCAUAGAUGAACUGGACCAGGAGUUUGCGUUUUUUGUCAAAUACUGUUCGCAAAUGCAUCGGAGAAGAUUGCCGCGCCAGGAGUUCGCGUCGGCCACUGCGGAGCAUUGCGCCUACGUAUCGUCAUUUCGGAAGAAGGUUUGAGAACGAUGAUUAUCCUCUUUUAGAUAGGAGAUUCCUGGCGCAGCUCUGGGAAGCAGAUAGGAAGCUGGAAAGAAGUAGAGAGAAACGGAAACGGAUAUCGGGUGGACAUGGAAAUCGAAAGCGGAUUUCGCAUUAUAAUCACAGGAAUCUGUUAUUUGAGCGCCCGUUUGGGAAAUCGACCUCGGAUGCUGCUUUUGCAGAAGGGAAAGUAUGGAAGCAACCACCUCCAAGUCAAUCUGUCUCCGGUGUUCUUGAGCCACAUUCUCCCGAGGAGGUCCAAGUUGCACCUCUUCUUGCUAGGUCUAAUCUGCUUAUUACUAGGGAUAUAGAGUGGGCAAAUCUGGUACUUGGAUUUGAGCAGGAAAAUCGUUAUGCUAUAGUAGACGUGUGCUAUCCCCAGUCGCCAGUUGGGUUUAUCCGGGAGCAAAGUAACAUCAUUGCUAGACAGUUGCUCCGCCUGAGGCGCCCUUUUGUGGCAUAUAUUACAGAUGCAAUGGGUAAUGAACUUUUCAGGGUCCGACGGCCCUUUUGGUGGAUAACCAGUUCUAUAUAUGCUGAAGUUGAUGGUAAGGAAAUUGGUGUGGUUCAUAGACGAUGGCAUCUCUGGAGGAGGGUGUAUGAUCUGUACCUUGGGAACAAGCAGUUCGCAACAGUCGAAAAUCCUGGCUUUUGGAGUUGGACCUUCACAUUAAAGGACAUUGAUGGGGAAGUGCUAGCUGAGAUAGAUCGUGACUGGAGAGGUUUUGGCUUUGAGAUCUUUACUGAUGCUGGUCAGUACGUUAUUCGUUUUGGUGCUUCUGACCCCGUCUCAAGGACUGGCCCUGCUAGAGGAGUUCAAGAGCUGGAAGUCGCCCGACAUCUUACUCUUUCAGAGAGAGCUGUAGCCGUUGCUCUUGCUAUUUCACUUGAUAAUGACUAUUUCUCAAGACAUGGUGGCUGGUAAGUGGGGACUUCCUUUCAUUGCCGUCGGUGAGUAGAUUUGGUCUGCUGAACACUCUUCUGGAUCUCUGGGGUUUCUCCAUUUUAAGGUGUUUCCGUAUAUAUGUUUUGGUCCCUAAUUGAGUUGUUUAGAAUCUAUUGUUAAAAAGUUUUAGUUUAGUCUUUUAUGUUUUAAUAUUUUUCAAUUUAGUUACUGAUUAUUGAUAAAUGUUAAAAUUGAUCGAUGAUAAAUUUACAUGACAUAAUAUUAGGUGAAUUGAUAGAAAUAUAGAGGAUAAGUGUCAUCUAAGAGAGGAAAGUUUCUGAUUCUUCCCUCAAAUUUAUCUUAUAAAUUUGAGUAUUCUUCCUUGAUUGA